Funneliformis mosseae is the source of this 642-nucleotide messenger RNA. The record is from the annotation of a GenBank genome assembly. NCBI's taxonomy places the organism in Eukaryota, Fungi, Glomeromycota, Glomeromycetes, Glomerales, Glomeraceae.
AUGAAAUUUCUAGAUACAGCUUCUCUCGAUCCCAUAAAUACCGCGCUGGUAUUUGAGAACCCAGAGUGCAGGGUUGUGGGUCGAAUAGAGACCUACUCCUGUAAACUUGCAGGCGUUGACAAAAAACUUUAUAAACAUCUUGAGAGUCAAUGGAAUUCUGAUUUUUCCCAAGGUUCAGAAAGUGUCUCACCCGAACCUAUUCAUACUCUUCACAAUAUAAUUUCCCCGUUUGGCCCAAUGAAUCAACCUUCUUCUCGCAGGAUGUUGUUCAAUUUAAUCGCAACCUUAAACGCGUCUUAUCCUGAUUAUGACUUUUCUGACAUCAAACCUGACCAAUUCACCAAACAACCAUCAGUUCCCAUGGUUUGCAAUUAUAUAAAUAAUACCUUAUUUAAUUUAGGUCGCGCUUAUAUAGUUAAUGAUUUGAAUUUAUGGCAAGUGAUAGACGACAUCAUUGAAUUAGACGAAUGUAGUGUUUACUCAUUUAAUCCUGAUAUUGAUUCAGACCCAAAUGCGGAAGAUGGCGCCAUUAUUAAUGCACCUUUGCAAGAAGAGGAACCGUUGGAUUCAUACUCGGACUCGGGGAGCGACGUAAUUGGGAUGUCAUAUGAGGAAUAUGUGAUGGGAGAUAUUGAAAUGUAA